AUGAAACACUUACUAGAAGUGCUGAUUUCCAUAGCCUGUUGCCUUGGUAAUGUGCUGGUGGUGUGUGCAGUGUGUGUUGGUGUCCGGGAUUCCCUUCAGGAGCCAACCUUCUGCUUCCUGGCCUCCUUGGCGGUAGCUGACUUCCUAGUGGGUGUGGUUGCUGUGUCUCUGGCUGUACUAUUGAAUGGGUGGGUGAGCCUGACCCCUGACUUGUGCCUGCUGUUGUUUUCUUUUUCCACCCUUUAUUUUUGUUUUAUCCCUCCUUCUUCGAUAAAAAAAAAAGUGUGUCUGUGUGCUAGAUGCUUUUCGGUUUGCUGGGGUUUACUCCCAUUUGGCUUCAAAUUCCAGCAGUACAUCUUCCCCGUCCUUCAACUUUCCUCCAUGCACCUUCCUGUUAGUGUCACUGCACCCCUGCUGGUCAUGACGCUCCUCUAUGCUCAAAUCUUCUGGAGCUCGCAGGGCCAUCUGAAGGAGAACUGUCCUCAAGCCCAGGCCUCUCUGCUCAGAGAAAAGCACCCACCCUGCUCCCUAGCUCUGUUUCUCAUUUUAUUUGCCAACUAUUGGAUUUCACUGCACUUGAUGAACUGUCUGCUGCUGUUUCAUGGUCCUCAAACUGUCACACAGAGGACAAUAUACACAGGUCUUUUCUUUCCAGGUAUUCUCUUGUCUCAUGCCAACUCAGCAAUCAACCCUGUCACCUAUGCCUACCGCAUCCCAAAGAUUCAGCAGGCCUACAGUCAAAGAUGUAGACACUUUUCAUAAGGCUAAACUGUUGCCAUGGGGAAGAGCAGGUUCAUCAGUCAAUAACAGUCAGCUGAACCAAUCACACAGAUACAUGUGACCCAUAGGGUCAUUUUAAGUGAAUAAAGUUUGAGUUCAUGUGACUUGGUCAAAAAGUUUCUACAUGCACAAAAAAAUCGAUCACUGUGUUUAACAGCAAUAUAAGGCUGCAGAGACUGUGUAGGCUGAAGAAAUGCACGUAGCCAGUAGUGUAGGGUUUGUAUGAAAUCCUGCAUACCCAAGUCCACUUGGCUAUCCCCUUGUGUGAAAGUUUUAUUCUAGUUAAAGCUUUCUCCUGUGUCUCCACUAGAGGGUACCCUGCACUAACAAACUCAACAGAUACUGUUGUACACAAACCACAAAACCAUCAGAAUGCCAUUGUUGAUAAACAAACCAUUUCAAAACCUCAUUCACUGGUAUUGGAACAAUGGAUUUGAGGAAAAUAUAGCUUUAUUGGGAUGUACAUAUAUUUAAGCAAGUCACAUGACAGGUUCAAAUCAAUUCAGCCCUAAUCCUUUGUAGCACCUAAUCAUUUUUAUAAUAUAUCAAGAAUAAAUGUGACACUUAACCAUUGAGAGGGUGUUGAAUAUCACUGAAUGUUCAGUGAGCUCCUCAAGGAAGGCAAUAGACUGUAUAGUUAUCACCUGAGCAGGGUGCAAUCCCACCCACCAAACUAUACAACCUACUACCUCACCCUGACAGAGCCCAAAUCAAACACACCACACAUUCACCUGUUAGGGAGCAUGACACCUAAUUUACCUGCUCUAGCCAAAAAAAAAAUAAAAAAUCUUGUUGCAAUGAAUGAUCGACUGCUGGAAGUACAUGCUUUGAUUAGACAGCAUGAUCGCCCAUCUGGAGAUGACAGUCGGUGAUGUGCUGAUUCAGCUGUUUCCUUGGGAAAGACAGUAGAUUGUAUAGUUAUCUCAAAAAGAGGUUACACAACCCCACAACUAUUCAAUCUACUACCUCAGCCCCAAGGACAGCACCCAUGUUGCUUCAGCAUCAAAGAUCUUUUCAGGUUAUAA
Monopterus albus (swamp eel) is the source of this 1805-nucleotide messenger RNA. Its product is annotated as adenosine receptor A3. Lineage: Eukaryota; Metazoa; Chordata; Actinopteri; Synbranchiformes; Synbranchidae. Gene Ontology annotation, cellular component: dendrite; synapse; plasma membrane. Gene Ontology annotation, molecular function: G protein-coupled adenosine receptor activity. The transcript is spliced from 4 exons. Gene Ontology annotation, biological process: G protein-coupled receptor signaling pathway. Bases 1 to 762 code for a protein of 253 amino acids. The record is from RefSeq and is a predicted model, not a curated record.